Molecule: messenger RNA, 1786 nt
Organism: Abrus precatorius (Indian licorice)
Lineage: Eukaryota; Viridiplantae; Streptophyta; Magnoliopsida; Fabales; Fabaceae
Product: probable transcriptional regulatory protein At2g25830
Exons: 8
Coding region: 178-1146 (322 amino acids)
Cellular component (GO): chloroplast
Source: RefSeq, a predicted model, not a curated record
AUCCAUUUGUCGGUUUAUGGUCCCUGUUAAAUUGGAAACAGAAACUAAAGGCAUUUGAGAAAGACAAGGAAUAGGAACUCAUUCUCCCAAGGCUGCAUGCACUCUAAGAUGAAUUUAGAUGGAUUAAAGAUUAUCAUUGAAUUGCAGUAACACGGUUUUAGGGCGGGAAAUAAAACGAUGAGAGCGUUAAGAGCAGUGCUUCAGCUUCAUACUUUUACAACUCGGGUUUCGCUAUCAUCUUCUCUCUUUCUUCGCGGGAAUUAUACUACUUCGCUGCUCAAGAGCUUAUCGUUGGAUACAAAUAGAACCUUCGCUGAUAAGUGUCGAGUGAGAAAAAUAUGGACUUCCACUCCUCUUUGUAUGGGAAGGCGUUCCAGCAAAAUUGCUGGGAGAAAGGAAGCCCAAGAUGCAAAGAAGGCAAAACUAUACUCAAGGAUUGGAAAGGAAGUUGUGUCUGCAAACUUAAUGUGCAUGACAUUCAUCAUGCUGAAUGGCAGUGUAAAGAAAGGUGGUCCAAAUAUUACAUCCAAUUCAGUUUUGGCUGCUGUACUUGAGAAAGCCAAGGAGCUUGAUGUGCCUAAAGAUAUUGUUGAGCGCAACAUCAAGAGAGCUUCUGAAAAAGGACAAGAGGCUUACAUCGAGAAAAUCUAUGAGGUUUAUGGUUAUGGUGGAGUUAGUAUGGUGGUUGAGGUAUCGACUGAUAAGGUACAUCGUUCUGUGGCAAAGAUUAGAGAAGUGUUAAAAGACUAUGGUGGAAAGAUGGCGGAUUCUGGAUCUGUAACGUUUAAGUUUAGACGUGUUCGGGUAGUAAAUGUUAAAGUCACCAAUGCUGACAAAGAUCAGCUGCUUACCAUUGCUUUAGAUGCUGGAGCUGAGGAUGUAAUUGAACCUCCAACUUAUGAAGAUGACACUGAAGAGGAUAGGUCAGAAAGGUAUUAUAAAAUUGUAGGUUCUUCAGAUAACUAUUCAUCUAUACUAUCUAAGCUGCGGGAGGAGGGCAUAGAUUUUGAGCCUGACAAUGGUUCUGAGCUUCUUCCAACUACCACUGUUCAGGUAGACGAUGAGGCUAUGGACUUGAACAAGGAACUCAUGAGCAAAUUACUUGAGCUUGACGAUGUUGAUGCUGUUUAUAUUGAUCAGAAAUAGUCAUCUAUAUAUCUUUAAAUGCUAUUCAGCGGACAACUCAAGGUUAUUCUUCGACACUGGGAGUUUACAUCACAUUAUGUACCUGAUCUAUUUGCAAAAUUCAUAGGGGGUUCAAAAAAUAAUUGGGGAUUCCUCAGCUGAGAAAGUUUGUAGAUCUGACACAUGCACGGUCGUGUCUGAUUUUUUAUUUUAUUUUUUGGUGAGGGUGGCCAGAGGCAUCUUUCUGGGAGGUCGUCUUACAAGACAAACAGACAAAGUCCAAUAAUAAUAAGUUUUGUUAAGAUGCGUCUUUUAUACGAAAGCAACCUAGGAAGGCAAUAACCAUUACAAGUCAGACCAUGCAGAAGAGUUGGUUUCUAGUUAUAAAUAUGGCGCAUUCUGGAUGUUUCUUUGAAAUGACAAAACUGUCCAAUUGCUAAAACCAAAUUGGUUUGUCUUGAAUCUGGGUAUCAAGUUUCGUGAGAUGCCUUAUCCGAGUAGUCCAGAAAACUCUUAUGUUCCAAACAUCAUUCCCUGGCUGAUUUAUGUUCUUACUAAUAAAACAUGGUCAGGUGAUGGCGCAGCACUUAAUGUUUUAACAAUAUACUUUUGGAUUAUGUGUAAAACGAUCUUAUUUUGAAUAAGGAUGGUAGUCAUAGAU